AUGAGCUGCUCUACACCUCAAAUAUUAGAUGAUAUAUCUGCUGAAUUGCCUGAAUAUAGUGGAGAUUUUGAUCUUGACAAAGAAAAUGAAAAUAUAAAUUUAAUAACAGAUAAAAUGAGAGUUGGCGAAAUCAGAUAUUCUGUAUUGCCAAUGGAAUAUCCAUCAACUUCUGCUGAAGGAAUUGCAAUAGUAUAUAACAUUGAAACUUGGGAUAAUUAUGAACAAGCAUUUAAUAAUAUGCAGUACUUUCAAGGUCGUCCCUCUGGAGGAGGUAUAAAGGCAUGUGAACAUCUUAAUGAAGAUCUUAGAAAUAAAGUUCAUACAGAGGUUGAUAUGGAUCAAGACUUUUACCAAACUCCUAGUGAAGCAGCAUUAGAACAAAGGACAAAGGAAGCCAAAACAUAUACAAAAUACCUUGCUACAACUGCUAUACAUUGUCCAUAUGAUAAUGGAAACUGUAAAGGUCAUUUUGUUUCUCGAAAACAAACAAGGCAGAUAUCUUCUGCUACUGAGGAAUGGUUUAUAGGUUGUAGUAAUUGGUGUGAUAAGGGUAAGAAAGGUAAACAUUAUUUUGAAAGACUAAAAAAUGAUGUUGAUCCAGAACUCUUGGGAAGGUUAUUUAAUGAGAUUGGAGAAGCAAAUUCAUGUAAUGUUAUUCUUUCGUCCAAUUCAAGAAGAAAAACUUGUGGAUUUUUACAUCAGCAUUCUGAUGAUAGAAUUAAAGAAGGCAGAAUUGUUGAACACAAGUGUAAAAAUAAAUUUUACAAAAUUAUACCAUUGGAUUUGAAAAAAACACCAUAUGUUAUACUUAUAUCAAAAGGUAUUCAUACUCAUCAUCCUCCUCCACCAAGUAAUGUUCCUUCUGAUAUUACUGAGAAAUUAAAAAAGAUGAUUGAGGUGGAAAGUGAAGAACUUGUAAAUAUUACAGCUAGGAAACUUAUUUCAGGCAAUUUAAUAAAAGCUACCUUUGGUAAGGAAUAUUUACCUCAGGUUCAUGCCUCAUUGAAUAACAUGGAUAAGUUACGAAGACUUGUGGCAAAGGUUCAAAAAGCACAUCAUCUAUAUGGUCAAGGUAUUCUUGGCCUUACUUAUAACAUUUGGAAAUGUGAAGAAAAUAUCUUGGAUAUCAACUUUUUCAAAUGGGCAUAUAAUGGUUAUCUAGUUCAAGGAGACAUCAAUGAAUUUGAAGUUAAUUGCUAUGAUUCACAACAUAAUAUGAGUUUAACUUAUGCACAUGUUUUUACUAAUAUUGCUGAUGCAAUUGCUUAUGAAAGAAUGUUUAAUGCACUCUUUGAUUGGAUAUAUCAGCUAACUGGCAAUAAACCACAAAUUUAUCACAUUCAUCAAAAAGGAUGGAAAUGCAUUUUGGGUGACUUAGACCAAGCACAAGCCAAAGGACUUGGAAUGGCUUUACACAAAAUACAUAACUCUCUCACAUGGGAAGAGCACUUGCUCCAUAUUUUUAAAAGUUGUCAUAUUCAUUACAAUAGAAAUGUAAAAAAUAACAAAUAUUCUUAUCAACUUAAGAAAUUAAUGUAUGAAUUUCCCAAUGCAAGCACUACUGAACGUGUCAAUCAAAUCUUUGAAGAAUUAGAAGCAUCAGAUGAAUCUACUAUUAAAGAUUGGAUUGCAUUCUAUUCAAAACCUUGGGUACGUGCAUCCUUAAAUCCUAUAUAUUCAUUUAUAGCUUUAGAUAUUUGGCAAAAUGCACCAGACAAUACCAAUGUGGCAGAAUCUUGUCAUGCCAAUUGUAAUCGGGAUGGAAAAGCAUUACCUUUAGAAGCUGCAAUAUUAAAAGCUAAAAAUUCAAUUUAUAUCUUGUGA
Molecule: messenger RNA, 1824 nt
Organism: Rhizophagus irregularis DAOM 181602=DAOM 197198
Lineage: Eukaryota; Fungi; Glomeromycota; Glomeromycetes; Glomerales; Glomeraceae
Source: RefSeq, a predicted model, not a curated record